AUGCCAAUUGAGGUUAGAGAAGCCAAGGAUAUAGAGUUUGAGAAUUUAAGGCAAAAGGACAUGACUGUUCAGGACUAUUACCUCAAGUUCGUGUCAUUGUCGAGACAUGCCCCUCACAUGGUUCCUGAUAUGAGAGCCGUGGUUAGAAGAUUUGUACUUAAGCUUAAACCCAAGUUGUACAGGGAUGCCAACACAGUUUCUCAGAACGACAAGAUGACUAUUUCCAAGAUACUGGCAAUCGUGCAAGAAAAAGCCCUGCAGAAGCAAAAAGAUAGAGAGUUCAGCAAGAGGGCUAAGUCUGCUGGUAAUUUCAGUCAUGGAGGAUCUCAAGGUGAUGACAACCGUCAAUUUUUUAAGAAUAGGUCAUCAAGACCUGCUCCCUCAAUAGCUAGUGCUCCAUUUCAGAGGUCCAAGUUUAACCAGAAAGGCCGGAACUUCGGAAUGGCAGGCUCACAUUCACAGGCCAGCGUGACCAACCGUGGUUUUCAACACCCUACUUGCAACAAUUGUGGUAAGAGACAUUCAAGAGUAUGCCGUUCGGGCAUGGAUAGUUGUUUUGGGUGUGGUCAGUCGGGUCAUUUUUUGCUGGAUUGUCCGUCCGCAUGA
Messenger RNA from Lycium barbarum (goji berry), 606 nucleotides. RefSeq lists its product as uncharacterized. NCBI's taxonomy places the organism in Eukaryota, Viridiplantae, Streptophyta, Magnoliopsida, Solanales, Solanaceae. The transcript has a single exon. Gene Ontology annotation, molecular function: zinc ion binding; nucleic acid binding. The record is from RefSeq and is a predicted model, not a curated record. Bases 1 to 606 code for a protein of 201 amino acids.